Messenger RNA from Microtus ochrogaster (prairie vole), 2175 nucleotides. RefSeq names its product amine oxidase [flavin-containing] B-like (gene Maob). Gene Ontology annotation, molecular function: flavin adenine dinucleotide binding; primary methylamine oxidase activity. The coding region runs from base 1 to 1779 and encodes 592 amino acids. Gene Ontology annotation, cellular component: mitochondrion. Lineage: Eukaryota; Metazoa; Chordata; Mammalia; Rodentia; Cricetidae. The transcript has 15 exons. The record is from RefSeq and is a predicted model, not a curated record.
AUGGUGCUGGAGAAGGAGCUGCUAGCUCUACCUCUGGAUCUGCAGGCAGCAGGAAGGGAUUCUUUGCUACUGAACCUGGGGAAGGCACUGCUGACCCAGGUGGAGGAUGAAGCCGGAGGGGAAACUAAGACCCCACAGGUCCAGCAUUUCAGAAUGUCUGCCAUCAUCCCUUCUGUCACAGUGUUGCUUUCUCGACAGUCACAGCUCCCAGACACUUUCUGCAUCAUCUGCCAUCUCCACUAUGCUGCUCUUGACGGGCGCUCUGCUCUUUCUCCCCAGGCAUCGCCACACCAGAGGUGUCACUGGCUGUGGAUUGUUGAUCUUUCUGAUCUCAUGGUGCUCCUUGUUGAAGUCAGCUUUGGCAAGGAAUGUAUCCUCCGUAGCACAGCUGACUUGCGAGGGGGCAAUAACCAUGUGGAUCCAUCAUCAUAUGAAGCAUUGCAACCGACCCAGAACAUUGCAGAGAAGACUCGUCUAGAAAAGAUUAACUUCCAGGGAAAAUCAUACCCCUUCAGAGGCCCAUUCCCAGCAGUAUGGAAUCCAAUUACCUACCUAGAUCAUAACAACCUCUGGAGAACAAUGGACGAGAUGGGUGAUGAGAUUCCCAGUGAUGCUCCUUGGAAGGCACCCCUUGCAGAAGAGUGGGACUACAUGUCAAUGAAAGAGUUGCUCGAUAAGAUCUGCUGGACAAACUCGGCAAAGCAACUUGCUACUCUCUUUGUGAACCUGUGUGUCACUGCAGAGACCCAUGAGGUCUCUGCUUUGUGGUUCCUGUGGUAUGUAAAGCAGUGUGGGGGCACAACCAGAAUCAUCUCAACAACCAAUGGAGGGCAGGAAAGGAAAUUUGUUGGUGGGUCCGGUCAAGUGAGUGAGCGGAUAAUGGAGCUCCUUGGGAACCGAGUGAAGCUUGAGAGGCCUGUGGUUCACAUUGACCAGAAUGGGGAAAAUGUUGUUGUGAAAACCUUAAACCAUGAAAUAUAUGAGGCUAAAUAUGUGAUUAGUGCCAUUCCACCUAUUCUUGGCAUGAAGAUUCACUAUAGUCCUCCCCUGCCGAUGCUAAGAAACCAGCUGAUCACUCGUGUGCCUUUGGGUUCAGUCAUUAAGUGCAUAGUUUAUUAUAAAGAACCUUUCUGGAGGCAAAAGGAUUUCUGUGGAACCAUGGUUAUUGAAGGAGAGGAAGCUCCAAUUGCAUACACAUUGGAUGAUACCAAACCCGAUGGCAGUUAUGCCGCUAUAAUUGGAUUUAUCCUGGCUCACAAAGCUAGAAAACUGACACGCCUUACCAAAGAAGAAAGACUGAAGAAACUUUGCGAGCUAUAUGCAAAAGUUCUGAACUCCCAAGAAGCUCUGCAGCCAGUCCAUUAUGAAGAGAUGAACUGGUGUGAAGAGCAGUACUCCGGAGGUUGCUACACAACCUACUUCCCUCCCGGCAUCAUGACCCAGUAUGGAAGGGUUCUACGUCAGCCAGUGGGCAGGAUUUUCUUUGCAGGCACCGAGACAGCCACACACUGGAGUGGCUACAUGGAGGGGGCUGUGGAGGCUGGGGAGAGAGCUGCCCGAGAGAUUCUACAUGCCAUUGGGAAGAUUCCAGAAGAUGAAAUUUGGCAGCCAGAACCAGAGUCUGUGGAUGUCCCUGCACGACCCAUUACCAGCACCUUCCUGGAGAGGCACUUGCCUUCUGUGCCAGGCCUGCUAAAGCUGCUUGGAUUGACCACCAUCUUUUCAGCAACAGUUCUUGGUUUUCUGGCCCACAAAAGGGGCCUGCUUGUGCGUUUCUAAGGAAGGGCCUUCCACACAGUAGUCUCAUUCUGUGCAGCAGGAAGGCUUUGGGAAGGGGUUGUUAUAAAAUUUCACAAACACGCAGAGAACAUGGAGUGAGAAAUCACAGUAACUUGUUUUCCAUUUUGACUGCUUGUGAGCGCCUCUACUGUGUUCCACCCAUUUCCAACUUUUCUGCCCUCUCAAUUUUUAGAACAGACACACUUUGUAUUGACUGGUAUUGUGCUACUCAAUAGAUAGCCUUUAGUCUUGCUGUUUUGUGCAGUAUUGCCAACUGAUUUUUAUUUUUCUUGAGUGUGGAAGUCUUACCUUUGUCGUUCUUUUGUAUCUUCAUUAUAAUUCCAUUAAUUGAUUAAGACACACUUAAGUAAUUAAAAUAAAUCUGUUUGAGCAUAU